GCGACCAGAUUGUCAAAAAUAUACCACACUCGGGUAACACUAAAUAAGCCGUCGUUCUUUCUGUCACUAUUUGUCUUUCAAGAUGACAAAAGGUACAUCAAGUUUUGGUAAGCGGCAUAAUAAGACGCACACAUUGUGCCGUCGUUGCGGCCGGUCAUCGUACCACAUCCAGAAGUCGACUUGUUCGCAGUGCGGGUACCCAGCCGCCAAGCUCCGAUCAUACAACUGGUCCAUCAAGGCUAAGAGGAGGAAGACCACUGGCACUGGUCGCAUGCGCCACCUCAAGAUCGUGCGAAGGCGUUUCCGCAACGGAUUCCGCGAGGGCGGUCUGCAGAAGCGCAAGGAGACUAAGAAGGGAGGCAAUUAAACUGUAUAAUUCUUGGAAAUACAAAGUUUUUUAAGAAGCGAA
This is a messenger RNA of Hermetia illucens (black soldier fly), 409 nucleotides long. RefSeq names its product probable 60S ribosomal protein L37-A (gene RpL37a). Gene Ontology annotation, cellular component: ribosome; cytosolic large ribosomal subunit. Gene Ontology annotation, molecular function: structural constituent of ribosome; RNA binding. The transcript has 3 exons. Gene Ontology annotation, biological process: translation. NCBI's taxonomy places the organism in Eukaryota, Metazoa, Arthropoda, Insecta, Diptera, Stratiomyidae. The record is from RefSeq and is a predicted model, not a curated record. The coding region runs from base 83 to 367 and encodes 94 amino acids.